AUAUUCUUGAUUCUUCAAUAAGGUUAUAAAACUUCAAGCAGUUCAUCAGAUUCAGUUUUAAGUUAGAAAAAUCAUAAAAGCUGUGAAGUAACGGUUAAAUCUGCAGUACAGAAAAGACAUGAAGUUACAUGUUUCAGUGGUUCAUUGUUUUGAUGAUUACAUUGAGUUGAGCUCAGCUAUUCAGCGUGGAUGAAUGUGAUGGAUUGUGGUGUACUGGCACCUGUGAUAAAGGCAUUAACAGUGCACAAGUCACUAAUGCCAUCAAAACUUGCCUCGAAAAAGAAAAGACAUUAGGGCUGACUAAAGAUUUUUCUGAUCAACUAAUAGUUGUUCAUUUGAAGUGAUUAGUUGACUCACUGCAUGUUUAUAUUAAUAAACCUAUAAUGAGCAUUUCAUUGCCUGUAGCUAACAGCAUUCAAGCACACGCAUAAAGCUUGCAACAGCGCACCUCAGAAGUAAUGAUUAUGAAUGCUUUAGGGAAAAACAGCAAGAAGACUGCUUUAACAUAAUAAUUCAUUAAUAAACUAGUGUUUUCUGUAUUUUUGGCUGCAGUGAUGAAGUCGAUGACACUGACUUGACAGUGGAUGUGCACAUUUCAUGCAGAUUACAUAAUUUGAAAACAUUUGUUUCCAUUUGAAUUGGUUAAUUUAAAAGUAGACAUUUUGAUUUCUUUGGAUAUAUUUUUGAUGUCUUUGAGGCAAGCACAGAGUUUUGGUUCAUUCAUCGUUUUUUUUUUUUUCUUUUAACUCGCACAAGUUCACAGAGACCUAGAUAGCAGAAAGCGCACCCUGUUUGUUUUCAUUAUUUUACAAAAGCACAAUGUUUUGUUGUUAUUGUGAGUGCACACAAAUAAAACCUUUCAAUAGACCUUUCACAGAUUCAAAAGAUAUAUUACUCUGACCAAAACUGACAGAAUCUUUUAAGUUAAAUGUAAAUGAUCGCACCGCACAUCCAAAUUAACAUGCAGUGAGCGCACUACAAUUCAGCUUUCACACUCUGCACAAACGCUUCAAUAGCACACAUUUUUAUAGGUUAAAGGGGUCAUCGGAUGCCCAUUUGAUAUAAGUUGAUAUGAUUCUUUAGGGUCUUAAUGAAAAGUCUAUAACAUACUUUGGUUAAAAUUUCUCAAUGGUAGUGUAAAAAAACACCUUUUUUACCAUGUCAAAAUCAGACCAGUACUGUUUACUUUAGCCGCGAAACUGGCUAACUAGCAUGUUAUUAGGAAAGGUGAUUCAUUAAAAUCCCUUAUACUCACUACUUCUGUAGAUGAAGUUGGAUCACGAAUGAGUCGCGCGAACAUAGAUGCAUUUAGGCAGAUCAGGGAUCGGCGCAUUCCCUUGCAAUCUCACAAUGUUCCGUUAUCAUCAGUGAAGCUCUCUGAACUGCAAAUAAUAUCUUAUUUACAUCGUGUCUAUGUGUGGCGUUUAGCAUUGAGUGAAUUCUGACUGUCUUACGCCGAAUGCUUGAGAGUUGGCAGCCCUAGAUUAUCUAUUUAUAUCUGUAUUAAUAUCUUAAUAUAUUAUUAUAUCUUAUAUUAACCAUUUGCACACACGAGCAUCCGACUGGACUCCUCCCGACCACAAAUGCGGGUUAGAAGCCACUUUUUCCUGUGUUUUUUGGUCAGUUUCUUGUCUUUUCACCUCUUAUGAACAACACGUUUUCGUACACGAUAAAAGCUCCUUGUGUUUUCUCGGUUUAACCGAUUUCAGCAUUCAUAAACAACGCGAAACGCAAGCAUCUUGAGUUUCUGCUAUUGAUUUCUAUGAAGAAAAAUCACUUCUUGCCCUCCAGCUGCAUUUUGCACCACAGCAAUGAAGUCAUGUACAAACAACCUAUCGAGCCGUUUGUGCCAGGCUGGGGAGAAAGGUAUUGUAAUAAUGUAAAUUAUGUGAAAAAAUCAUGCGAUUUUCAAACCACCAAGCAUGAGAGCAUGUUCUAGUACACCCCCAAAACAAAAUCAAGACUUUGACAUCAGCAACAAUUUGUUAAAGGGGUCCUAUGCUUUUUUACAAAGGCUGCAUCUGAAGGGCUCGGACCGGCCAUACAGAGCACUGUUCAGCUGUGACAGCUGCCACUGAACAUUGAGCUGUAAAAUGCUCUAUUGUUAUUUAUUUUUUUAACAGUUUUAUUUUUAUGCUUAAGUGCCUAAAAAAUCCGGGUUGCAAACCUGUCUACAUAUGAUCACCAUGGUCAAGACAAUAAACUAUAUAAAAUCGCUCCUUUGUAAGAUAUCAGUCAGCAUUUGAACUGCUGUGUGUGUGUGUUUUUGUGAGGACACAGAUUUGUAUAAUGACAUGGGUAUUACAAGGAGAAGGUGAUUUCUGAGGACAUUUUCAGUGUCCCCAUAAUUCAAAAAGCUUAUAUAUCAUAUAGAAUGAGUUAAUAUUUAUUUAUUUUUUUGAGAAAGUAAAAAUGCACACAGUUUCCUUUAAGGGGUAGGUGUAAGGUCUGUUUUGGGGUUCUAUUUCAUGUUCUGUUUUCAUGUCUUGUAUUUUGUAAUUGUUUCAUGCUGUUAGUGUCAUGCUUCCCUUGCCCUCUUGUCUUCAUGCUAUUGGUUCCUCUGUUCAUUGUCAUGUUCUGAUUGGUUGUUCAUGUCAUGUGUCGUUGUCUUUCUUCCUUGUCGUGUAUUGAUUAGUGAUGGGAAGUUCGGAUCAUUUUACUGACUCGGACCUUUGAGUCUCGUUCAGCAAAAUGAACAAAUCUUUUUUUCGAGUCAUUUUGUUAAUUUUUUCAAGUAAUGCUAUAAGAAACAGAAAAGAUUAAUUCAUCGUUUACCUGGGUCUUGAUUAGCUCACCUCACCUCUUAUCUGACAAGUCUUCGGGUUUGAGUCGUUCGUUCAUUACGUGACAGCCUCAUACACUAACCUAUGCAGUCAGAGCCGGAAAGAGAAUUGAUUAGUUCAUCUCCCGAGUCUUCGGGUUUAAGUCGUUCGUUCUUUUGUCACGUGACCACUUGCCAGAUCAGUAAAAUACUAUAAAGUAAAACUGUAUUUUUUGUAUGUUGGAUCAUAUUUAAGAAUUAUCAUAAAAUUAUCAAAAUAUGUGUAAGAAGCAUUUUCCUAGAAAUAAAAAUGGUCUGUUCAUUUCUGUCACUGUUUUUGUUACUGUUUCUUGAGGAUCUGUGUUUUUUUUAUAAAUAAAUAAAACCCUGUUAUAAAUAAAAUAUUGAUUGAUUUGUCCUUUCACUGUCUUUGUCUAUCAAUAAACAUAUAAUAUAACUAUAUAAUAAAAAAAAAAUCCAAGCCUAAAAUUACAAAGCACUUAUAGUUUGUUCAUUUUUACUCAAAUUUUGACUUUGCUGGUAUAAUUGUUUUUCCUAGGCAGACUUGACAUAUUGGUCUAAUAUUUGUAUAAGAAGAUUGGUCAAAAAGGACACAAUGACAUAAAGUGAAAGCAAAUAACAUUUUGAAUAUGAAUAAUUAAUGUUAGUUUAAAAUAUUAAGGUUAUGAUCUGGCUCUGUGGCUUUAGUAUAUUUUAAUAUUCUUGUAUUUUUUAUUUAAAUUGUUUUAAUUCAUUUUGGAAUAGUUAUCCUCUUUGCUAAAGCUUUUUCUGGCACAAAAAUAAACAAUAAAAAAAACAAUUCAAGAGUGUGUACACAGUGUUAAUGUCUAAAGUGUCAUAUGUUACAAAAUUAUAGUAAGUAACACUAUAGUCUAAUCUAAAGGGUUAACUCAAAAGACAUAAAUACAACAAGGUAUUGUAUUUUAUGAAGAUUAGACUCCAAAAAAAUAAAUACAAUUAAAUUAAAGCAUAACCAACUCUUUAUUAUCUUUAUUACUACAUUCAGUAUUAUGGAAAAGAACCAUCGUGACAGAAAUUAAAAGCAAUAAUUUGAGACCAGAAAUGCAUCACAUAACUGUACGAGUAAAUAAUAAUAAUAAUAAUAAUAAUAAUGACUAUACACCCGUUUGUAAGGAAGGUUGUAAAUUAACUAAUUUCUCUGCCCAAAGCUGUCACGUCAUGUGACAAAAGAACGAACGACUCAAACCCGAAGACUCGAAACAGGUGAACUAAUUCCAGUACAGAACCUAUAGGAUAUUGCGCAUGCGAGACUGAACGAAUCACUCCCUGAGACGACUCGUUCUUCCCGAGUCACAUUAAAGAUUCGUUCAAAAUGAACGAAUCGUUCAAGAACGACCCAUCACUAGUAUUGAUGUUGUAACCUGCUGUCAGUGAGUCAAGUCUGUUCAAGCCAAGUCAAGUUUAUUCAAGUCUGUUCAUGCCAUGUCAAGUCUGUUUCAAGUCAAGUCUUCGUCCGUUUGGAUUAUGUUUGUAUUUUGGAUCACUUUGUAAAUAAAACUGCACUUGGGUUCUCACUACACUCGCCUCCAGUGGACUGAUCAUUACAGUAGGUUUAGGUGUAGGGCAAUGGAAAAUACGGUUUGUACAGUAUAAAAACCCUUACACCUAUGGAAUGUCUCCAUUUAGAUGGCAAACUAAACCUGUGUGUGUGUGUGUGUAUUUUGGUAGUUUUUCAUAUGUAUCGUUACAUUUAUUCAAGUAAGCUCCAAAUCAAUACCUGCUUUUUAAAGUUGUAAUCCGGCAAGUAAGGACGCAUCAAACCAGUGUAACUUACCUGGCCUUGGUCUUGGCUAAGCUUGAGGUAGCUACGUACAUCACCGUCUCCUCCAUUAUGACGUAAAACAUAAAAACAAAAAUGAGCAAUUCUGGCUCCACCUAUCCUGUCAGGAUGGCAGCUCUCUUCUCACACGGUUGCUAUGCGACAGAGUGCUAAUCGAAACCCCUGGUGACACAAUUAGGAAAUCCUGCAAAGGUGGAGCAUCCUUCAUGCACUUCGGAGGCGUGGCGUUCGAAGUCCGUACACUUCGGUGUCCACACACUCCACAUUGUGACACAGCUAAUGGCUGCAUCCAAAAACUUAUGCAGCUGACUUGUUGCCUCACUGCCCUGUCGGGCAAUGACUUGCAGGCAACGUUUGCGCACGAAGGCACCUCACAAAACUGAUUUCGGAGCGUAACGGUUUAAUGGUCUACAGCAAAAUAUAGAGAGCUUUGGUGAUAACUAAGUGAAUAUUUAAUGACUGCGAUAGUAAUUUCUCGCUAGAAAUGACAUCAAAAGUGGAAAACAUUUAUCAAAAAUGUACAUUUACACACAAACUGACCACCGAUUGCAACUCUCAGACGCCAUCUUUAUUUUUUAUCUUAACUGUCCCAGAAUGGAACGCACUAUAUUUAAAAAAAUUGCUGUAUACUACUGUAUUUGCUGUAACGGCCUCUUUGGCACCAUUCUAUUGAGGUUGUUUUAUUUUCCUUAUUUCUUACAUUUGAAUUUACACGAUUUGCUGUACACUGUGUCUAUAACGCCGCAACAGCUUGGGACUGACUACACUGGAUGUGUUACAUCGCUUGUAAUGAUUGGAAAAUCCAUUUGUACUUAGUGUCAGAAACAGCGCGAGCGCUUGGAGUGCAUCUGUAUAUCAGAAAUAUACCGGGGCAUCACUUUACUGUCCGCAUCCACUGUAGAUCAUAUAUAUAAUGGAUUCUAUAUUGUUUUUUAUCGUCGCUCCGCACCACUCGCGUCCGAGGAAGACACAAAGCGCGGGUUUUUCCCGGGGAUGAACCCGUGAGAGUAGAAGAGCUCUGGAGAACAUCUGCGCUGUGUGUCGAUGCACCUUACGAGAUAAGACCUGCAAGCAAGGCAACUGCAAUGAAGCAUCAAGAAAGACAUGAGCAGCGCUAGCCACCCUGAGACUGAUAAUUCAUGAGAAGACAUUUCUGUCACUAACAAAGAUGGUGAGCAAAGAUGGAGGCCACGUUUUGGAGCAGCACCUGGGUUUUGCAGAUGUUUGUCUUUUGGCUCUUUGUCUUUUUUCCCCAAGAUUCUUUGUGAGGAUGAAUCCAGAGGACACAACAUAAUGCACUGCAAAACGUCCUAAGACAGGAGAAAUGGUCUGAUGAAAGAUGAGGAGGAGAGUGAAGAACUGAGUGAAGCGGAGGAGAAACAUCAUGUAAAAACUGGUGAAAAAUCUUUGAGUCGCUCACAGAGUAAUUUAUUGAAAAGAAGAGCCAAAAGUCUUUCACCUGCCCUCAUUGUGGGAAGAGUUUCACAGAAAAAGGAAGCCUGUCGAGACACAUGAGAAUCCACACUGGAGAGAAUCUGCACACGUGUGAUCAAUGCGGAAAGAGUUUUAUGAGAAAAGGAGACCUUAAGAGUCACAUGAGGAUCCACACUGGAGAGAAGCCGUACUCAUGUGAUCAGUGCGGGAGGAGUUUCAGACAGAAAGGAAACCUUAAUAAACACAUGAGAAUCCACACUGGAGAGAAGCCAUACACAUGUGAUCAGUGUGGGAAAAGUUUCACACAGAAAGGAUCUCUUAAUGAACACAUGAAAAUCCACACUGGAGAGAAGCCGUACUCAUGUGAUCAGUGUGGGAAGAGUUUCAGACAGAAAGAACGUUUUAAUGAACACAUGAGAAUCCACACUGGAAAGAAUCUGCACACAUGUGAUCAGUGCAGGAAGAGUUUUAUCAGAAAAGGAGACCUUAAGAGUCACAUGAGAAUCCACACUGGAGAGAAGCCGUACUCAUGUGAUCAGUGCGGGAAGAGAUUCACAUACAUACACAGUCUAAAAAUUCACAUGAGAUUUCAUAGUGGAGAGAAGCCGUACUCAUGUGAUCAAUGUGGGAAGAGUUUCACAUUAAAAGGAUCUCUUAAUGAACACAUGAAAAUCCACACUGGAGAGAAGCCGCACACAUGUGAUCAAUGUGGGAUGAGUUUCACAAAAAAAGGAUCUCUUAGUGAACACAUGACAAUCCACACUGGAGUGAAGCCGUUUGCAUGUGAUCAGUGUGGAAAGAGUUUCAGAAAGUCAUGCACUUUUAAAGUACACCUGCGUCGUCAUUCUGGAGAAAGACCAUUUACCUGUGAUCAGUGCGGUAAAACAUUUUUCCGGUCAGAUGCCCUGAAGGACCACCUGAAAGUUCAUACAAAGGAGAAGCCUUACGUAUGUUAUUUGUGUGGAAAGGGUUUUAGUCAGCCGGGUACUUUACAAUUACAUCAGAAAAGACACAACAGUGUGAAGGUUCACAUGUGCUUUGAUUGUGGGAAGGCUUUUGUUAGAGAUGCUGAUCUGAAACUGCACCAGAGAAUGCACAGUGAGGAAAAACCUUUCAAGUGUUCAAAAUGUGACAAGAGAUUCAGUCGGUCACAAUAUCUGAAAUCACAUGAGAAGAUCCACACUGGAGAAAAACCUUACAAGUGUUCACACUGUGACAAGAGAUUCAAAUGGUCAGAUUAUCUAAAAAUACAUGAGAGGAGCCACACCGGGGAGAAACCGUAUCACUGCAGUCAAUGUGGGAAGAGUUUCACUCAUUCAUCAUCUUUACUCAGUCAUACAAAAAAAAACAAAUGUCUGAAAUCAUGAACUCAUAUAU
This is a messenger RNA of Onychostoma macrolepis, 7394 nucleotides long. RefSeq names its product zinc finger protein 135-like. Gene Ontology annotation, molecular function: RNA polymerase II cis-regulatory region sequence-specific DNA binding; DNA-binding transcription factor activity, RNA polymerase II-specific. Lineage: Eukaryota; Metazoa; Chordata; Actinopteri; Cypriniformes; Cyprinidae. The coding region runs from base 6095 to 7384 and encodes 429 amino acids. Gene Ontology annotation, biological process: regulation of transcription by RNA polymerase II. Gene Ontology annotation, cellular component: nucleus. The record is from RefSeq and is a predicted model, not a curated record. The transcript is spliced from 4 exons.